Messenger RNA from [Torrubiella] hemipterigena, 735 nucleotides. The record is from the annotation of a GenBank genome assembly. Lineage: Eukaryota; Fungi; Ascomycota; Sordariomycetes; Hypocreales; Clavicipitaceae.
AUGACUUUGGUUAGAGCUAAGAAGCCCGAGUCUAUUGCUCGUGACCGUGCCAUGGAGCAAAUCAUUGGCCCCCUGUUUGCGACUGAGCCCUGCAAUGACACUGGCAGAAGCCCAACCCUCGCUGAAGACACGGCAGCAGCCUAUCAAAGCAUGGAGAAUCUCUGGUCCACGCCUGGAUUCCAAUAUAAUAUCCAGACUAUGAAUAUCCCCGCGGCAAGCUCAAACCCCAGCUUCGUGAUAUAUCCCAACUGUCCAAACUCACCCGAAAGGUGGCAUAUAGCUGAUUGCUGCAUCUGCUAUCGCAAGUUCAUAGGCCCCUUGCCGGACCGCCCCCUAGAAGGUCAAUACCCGGUGCAACUUGGACCUAAUUAUCACUUUUGCACAGCGGAGUGCAAUGUCCCAAGCAUUGACACUUUUACUCACGUGGACAUAUCACGCCCUCACCCCUACUAUUAUCUUACUCGUGCAGCCUUUCUUGCUUCCGUGUCCCAGAGAAAUGACCACCGGGAUCCUCCACUUCAACCAGUGUGGGACGAACCCGUUUGGGCUCAAACAGCUGACACCUCGAGCCCAGAGAAUGAUGUGGCUACUCCCGCCAGCUCAGAGGACAUGGAGGUGGACUGGGAGGACAUCGCCAGGACUAAUCCCACCAGCUUCUACUACCCUCAGAGAAAUGACAUGAUACAGGAUCAGUCAACACCACUUGCAGAUCUUAGGUCUCUCUCUCUCAUCUGA